AUGUCCAAAUCACUGGUUAAGAAAGCAUUUUCACUCGCGGAGCAAGGACUUCAAUUAGCGAAGCCAAAAACAGACGAUAAAACCACUAAAAGGAAGGCAAGUGCUUUGGAGCUAAUACCGAAACAUCAGAAACUGGUACACCUAGUCGGAAAAAAGGGGAAAAGGAUGGAAAAGGACAUGAUACGCCAUCGAGAAAAGCUGACCGUCACAGACGUACGACAACAGAUGGCCAACAAGCACGAUCCCACAGAGGAAAACAUAAAAAAACUCCUCAUGUUAAGUCAAUCAAACUUAGACGAAGUGUCCAGAGAAACGAUCCUAAAACGUGCACGAACCGGCCGGUACGUCUCACGUGUUCGUGUGUCGCGGAAAGACAGGAACAAUAUUGAAGAUCAGCCGAACAAGGAAUAUGGCGAUCAAGAAAAAGCUGUGGAAGAGAGUGUAUUCACCGAAGAGGAUUUCGCUAACUUUGCAAAAGAGUUGGAAAAAAAUGGCCUGUGA
Molecule: messenger RNA, 501 nt
Organism: Anopheles nili
Lineage: Eukaryota; Metazoa; Arthropoda; Insecta; Diptera; Culicidae
Exons: 3
Coding region: 1-501 (166 amino acids)
Source: RefSeq, a predicted model, not a curated record